UCUUCCUGUUCUUCUCUCGAUCCGUCCUCGGGAACUUCCGCCAUUGAUCCACAGCUCUUCCAGCUCCUCCUUCCCUCUGCCCGUAUUCCCAAAGAUUGUGGAGCUCUGUCGUCUGUUGUCAGAGACGAGUCCUUUCCAGACUCCCUUCUAGCAUUCCGUCGAAUCUGGAUAGAAUGAGAAAUCACGUCAACGUACAUUUUAAGUUCAAAGACCGGAUGUUCGAUAUAAAUUUGAAGGGUUCAUCAAUGGAGGAAAUUACUUUGUCAAUGAUAAAAGAGAGGAUCUAUAAGAAGCUUGGGUUAGAUGAAACAAAGGAAAAACUGGAAUUAAGCUACAUUCCAAUGGUGGUAGGAUAUGAGAUACGUUCCAAUAUUAUUGACGAUGAGGAUCUUUUUAUUUACCUAACGUGCAUGGAUAAAGAGAAGCGAAGGAGUCUUUUGGUUGUAGAGACUUUUGAUAUGAACUACGAAGAGUUACGGUCAUUGGAGGAUGAAAUAGGACCUAAUGCCAUAACGUUGUACGUAGAAGAGAAGCAGGGAAAUAACGAGGUGACAGAGGGUGAGAAAGACGAUGCUACAACACAAGAUGAUUGUAUGGAGACGGAUACUGGUAUAGAGAAUGAUACUGGUAUGGAGACUGAUACCGGAAUGGAGACUGAUACCAGAAUGGAGACUGGUACCGCUGCGGAGACUGAUACCGGUGCGGAGACUGAUACCGCUGCGAAGACUGGUACCGCUGCGGAGACUGAUACAGUUGUUCCAACUGCUGAAAAAUAUUUUGAACAACCACCUACUAUAGAAUCAAAAAAUAUAUAGAGGAGUGGGGUGAUGGUUUGAGUCUGAGUAAGCAUGACGAAUUUCCAAGUAAGAAGGCAAUUCAGGAGGUGGUCGAUAGAGCUGCAUUUUCUGAAUGCUAUCAUUAAAUCACUAGAAAGUCUGAUAGUAGACGAUUGGUGGUAAGAUGUUCGCAGCCUAACUGUAAAUAGGGAUUACGAGCUGCAAGAAUUGCUGAGACUGAAAUUUUCUCGAUUAGAAGCUACACGAAGAUGCAUACAUGCUUACGAAGUAACCAAAGUAACAUCAAUGAUAAGAGAAGAGGGUCUGCAGAACUAGUGUCAUCAUUUUUGACUGAGCAAUAUCCAGGAGACAUGGAAACUCCAACUCCGAAAGUGAUUAAGGGUCUCGUUAAGUUCCAUCUUGGUGUCAUGAUAUCGUAUUCGACAGCAUUGCACGGGAAGAAUCUGGCGGUUUGUGAACGACGUGGUAGUCCACAAGAUAUCUACAAGAUGAUGCAUUGCUAUUUGCACAUGGUAGAGCAAGUGAAUCCUGGAAAAAAAACAGUUUGAAACUGGAUGAGGCAGAUAAAUUCAAGUACCUCUUCAUAGCCUUGGGAGCUUGCAUUGAAGGGUUCGCAGUGAUGAGGAAAGUGAUAAUCGUUGACGCGACAUGGCUUAAGAACGGAUAUGGGGUGUUCUUGUUUUCGCAAAAGCUCAAGAUCCUAAUCGUCACCAUUAUCCACUUGCGUUUGCAGUGCUAGACAGAGAGAAUCAUGCUAGCUGGACUUGGUUUUUCGAGAACCUAAAAAGUGCUAUACAAGACUCUUCGCAAUUGGUUUUCAUGACUGACAGAAAUCAAAGCCUGAUCUUCGCUAUAGGAAACAUGUAUCCACAGGCUCACCAUGGUCAUUGUUUAUUGCAUUUGAAGUAAAAUAUGAAAGGGCAUGCUUGCAACGUCAAUUGAGAUGUAGUUGGGCAUAGAUUCAUGGAGCUGGGCAGAUAUUACAUGGUGGCUGACUUCAACGCU
Raphanus sativus (radish) is the source of this 1802-nucleotide messenger RNA. RefSeq lists its product as uncharacterized. The transcript is spliced from 2 exons. Bases 174 to 815 code for a protein of 213 amino acids. The record is from RefSeq and is a predicted model, not a curated record. NCBI's taxonomy places the organism in Eukaryota, Viridiplantae, Streptophyta, Magnoliopsida, Brassicales, Brassicaceae.